AUGGGUAUUCGCCUCGGAGACAUCGCGCCCGACUUUGAGGCGCAGACCACGAAGGGGGACAUCAAGUUCCACGAGUGGAUCGGCAACAGCUGGGCCAUCCUCUUCUCGCACCCCGGUGACUUCACCCCCGUCUGCACGACCGAGCUCGCAGAGGUGGCGCGGAGGGCGCCUGACUUUGAAAAGCGCAACGUCAAGCUGAUCGGUAUCUCCGCCAACGGCCUCUCCGACCACGAGAAGUGGGUCGAGGACAUCAACGAGUGGGGCGCGCGCUACGGCCCCACGAAUGUCCAGUUCCCCAUCAUUGCGGACGAGGACCGCAAGAUCUCUACGCUCUAUGACAUGCUCGACUUCCAGGACGCGACGAACCGCGACAACAAGGGCCUCCCCUUCACGAUCCGUACCGUCUUCAUCAUCGACCCGAAGAAGGUCGUCCGCCUCACGCUCUCCUACCCCGCCUCUACCGGGCGCAACUUUGACGAGAUCAUCCGUGUCGUCGACUCGCUCCAGACCGGUGACAAGUACCGGGUGACAACGCCGGUGAACUGGAAGGUCGGCGACGACGUGAUCGUGCACCCGUCCGUCUCGAAUGAGGAGGCGAAGACGCUGUUCCCAGAGUUCACCAUCCACAAGCCCUACCUGAGGACCACUCCGCUCAAGGUGGACUAA
Molecule: messenger RNA, 666 nt
Organism: Epithele typhae
Lineage: Eukaryota; Fungi; Basidiomycota; Agaricomycetes; Polyporales; Epitheliaceae
Product: cysteine peroxiredoxin
Exons: 8
Coding region: 1-666 (221 amino acids)
Biological process (GO): cell redox homeostasis; cellular oxidant detoxification
Cellular component (GO): cytosol; mitochondrion
Molecular function (GO): peroxiredoxin activity
Source: RefSeq, a predicted model, not a curated record